AUGUCAAUUUUUCACAGCUUCCCAAACCUACCUGGUCCAGAAGAAACUGCUUUUUGUAAAUUAAAUGAAGUAUAUUGUUGCGGCAAUGCCCGAUAUGGUAAUAUUUCAACAUUUUCAAAUGCGACGAAAAAACAUCCGAUAAUCAACGUGACUAGAGACUUACAUCAUCACAGAACAUCAGACGAGAAUAUUUCCAUGUACAUAGAUGUAGAAGAUAAUUUGCUCAAAAAAAUUACUAGUGUUUGGUACAAACAAGGAUUUUUAGAAGCUCUAAGUGUAGCCGCCGACCCUUCUGUUAAUAGAGAAAGUCCAACAUUGGCAGUCACAGCAUCUUACAUCUUAAAAGUAGCAAAUAUUUUAACCGCCUUCAGAUAUUUCUUACAGCCCCAUUUAAAAGAUAUAGGUCCUAAAAUUGUCGCAAAUUAUUCAAGAACUAGGAACUGGGGUCAAGUGCCAGUCAAAUGCUUAGCAUGGCAUCCUCACACAACAAAAAUUGCUGUAGCGACUGUCGAUGAUAAUGUGAGAGUGUAUUGUUCAGAAGUAACAUUUGUUUCUACAUUGAAGUGUAAAGCACAAGGUCAUGUGUCAUCACUGAACUGGAGACCUCUAUCUGCUUCUGAGCUGGCUGUAGGUUGUGAGCAAGGAGUCAUUGUAUGGACCGUCGACCCAAAUUUGAUGUUCACAAAACCUUCAUCAAGUAAUGCUGUUCUAUUGAAAAAAAAUGGGCACAGUCCAGUAACAGACGUGAGCUGGUCUCCAAACGGUGACCUCUUGAUAAGUUGUAGUGGUGCUGACACUUCCAUGCUAGUUUGGGAUACAGCAAUGGAAACAGCCAUACCACUGCGGAGAGUUGCUGGUGGAGGCAACGUGUUUGCCAGAUGGUCUUUUGAUGCUAGCAAAAUCUUCACUGCAACAUCUUCAAUUAUAUUUCGAAUUUGGGACACAAAAACCUGGACUCCGGAAAGAUGGUGCGCACGUGGACAUCGAGUUGUAGCUGCCUGUUGGGGUCCUGACAAUAUCUUGCUGUUUGCUGCCAAAGGUGAACCAAUGGUUUACGCCCUCACAACCACAAGUCUUCUGAGUGGAUCCCAAACGACGAAAGCUACACCAGCAUUAGACGUGACAAAGGUGGAACUGUCAUCAGGAGAGCCAGUCGGUGGACCCAUACUGGAUAUGUGUUGGGAUCCGACCGGCCGUUACAUGGCAAUGCUGUUUGAAGAAUCACAUCUCGUUGCUGUCUUCUGUACCACAUAUAUCAUGAUGCAACUGAAAAUUGAUCCAUGCUGUUUCGUGACUGGCGUAGAAGACGAAAUACCCUGUACAAUGGCCUUCCAGCAAAACUUCAACGACGGAGCGUGUCUCACGAUCGCCUGGUCCUCGGGCAGAGUGCAACAUUUUCCCAUCAUAUACUCAGAGUCAUACUGAAUUAUAAUCUCGAAUAAUUUUAAGGAGAAUAUACUAACAAAAAGAAGAGGACCACACGCUAAUACCAGCAAAGACAACAUGGAUAAUCGGAAUCGGCUAAAAAAACUACAGACAUGAGGAAAUGCUUUUAUCUUUUUCCCGUAUAAUGGAUGAGUUUUAGUAAGGCCACCCCUUAAUAUCGUCCACGUCAUAGUACGCUCUGUCUGACUUGAUGUGUCUGGAUAUUGUCAUCGUCCAGCCACUAUCUUGAGAACAGAUCCCAAGCUCUCAAUUUGAUUACCGUAAAAUCUUAAUGUAAUAAAUAGCUUAAGUAUAUAACGUAUGUAUUGAUUUUUUUAAUAGUUAUCAUUUACGGGAUGUAACCUCGUUCCGUAUGAAACCUAAAUGCCAAAUCUUUUUAAAUUUUUUUUGUGACUCAUUUCGGGAACCGAACUAGUAGCUAUUGGUACAAUGAUCAGCAACCGUUAGUCUCACGAGUUUUUAUUUUUAUUUUCAAUACAGUACGAAAUUAAUCCAUUCAACAAAAGUGCACACCCUAUAUAUAAUGAAUGUUGUAUACAGGGUGUGCACUUAAACCUUUCAAAAAAUAUAGUAAUGUUUUUUGUAAGGUUUAAAUUAAGAUAUAAAAAAAUGUGUAAAGACUGCUGUAUAGUAUUUAUUUUCGUAAGA
Bombyx mandarina (wild silkworm) is the source of this 2094-nucleotide messenger RNA. Its product is annotated as aladin. Gene Ontology annotation, cellular component: nuclear pore. Gene Ontology annotation, molecular function: protein binding. NCBI's taxonomy places the organism in Eukaryota, Metazoa, Arthropoda, Insecta, Lepidoptera, Bombycidae. The record is from RefSeq and is a predicted model, not a curated record. Gene Ontology annotation, biological process: nucleocytoplasmic transport.